AUGGCCGCGACGAAGGACGAGAAGGUGAACAAGGCGAGCAAGGCCGCCAAGUUCGUGAAGAAGGGUGCCAAGGGGAAGCUUUUGAAGAAGCGAUUCUCGGCCACGUUCCACAGGCCGCGAACGCUCAAGCAUGAGCGCAAGCCCGCGUACCCGCGCGUUUCCGUGCCGUCCAAGCCGAAGCUCGACCGCUUCUCGAUCCUGAAGCACCCGCUCGCGAACGAAACCGCGUUGGCGAAGACGGAGAACAACAACACGCUCGUCUUCAUCGUCGACGCGCGCGCGAACAAGCGACAAAUCAAGGAGGCUGUCAAGCGCAUGUACGACAUUGACUGCGCCAAGGUGAACACGCUCAUCCGUCCGAACGGCGACAAGAAGGCUUACUGCCGCCUCACGGCCGACCACGACGCUCUCGACGUGGCGAACCGAAUCGGCAUCAUCUAA
This is a messenger RNA of Ostreococcus tauri, 441 nucleotides long. RefSeq names its product Ribosomal protein L25/L23. The coding region runs from base 1 to 441 and encodes 146 amino acids. The record is from RefSeq and is a predicted model, not a curated record. The transcript is spliced from 4 exons. Lineage: Eukaryota; Viridiplantae; Chlorophyta; Mamiellophyceae; Mamiellales; Bathycoccaceae. Gene Ontology annotation, cellular component: cytosolic large ribosomal subunit; ribosome. Gene Ontology annotation, molecular function: structural constituent of ribosome. Gene Ontology annotation, biological process: ribosomal large subunit assembly; translation.